Messenger RNA from Loxodonta africana (African savanna elephant), 4588 nucleotides. RefSeq names its product tetratricopeptide repeat domain 7A (gene TTC7A). Gene Ontology annotation, molecular function: protein binding. The record is from RefSeq and is a predicted model, not a curated record. Gene Ontology annotation, cellular component: plasma membrane. The transcript has 20 exons. The coding region runs from base 121 to 2697 and encodes 858 amino acids. NCBI's taxonomy places the organism in Eukaryota, Metazoa, Chordata, Mammalia, Proboscidea, Elephantidae. Gene Ontology annotation, biological process: phosphatidylinositol phosphate biosynthetic process; protein localization to plasma membrane.
CCAGCCGCCGCCUGUGCCCCCGCCUACCCCGCCGCCCGCGUGUGCGCCCCAGCCUGGACGCCGUCCCCGGCCCGGUCUCCACUUCUCUGCCGCUCCGCCCAUGACAGCGCCCGGUCGAAGAUGGCUGCGAAGGGCGCGCACGGCGCCCACCUGAAGGUGGAGGGCGAACUGGAGCGCUGCCGCGCGGAGGGCCACUGGGACCGCGUGCCUGAGCUGGUCCAGCAGCUGCAGACGCUGGUCCUGACCGGCGGCGGAGGCAGCCGGCGAGGCAGCCCCAGCGCCAGGUGCAUUGCUCAGGAUAGCGAUGACUUUGGGAAAUUGCUCCUGGCUGAGGCCCUCCUAGAGCAGUGUUUGAAGGAGAACCAUGCCAAGGUAAAAGACUCCAUCCCUUUGCUGGAGAAGAAUGAGCCGAGGAUGAAUGAAGCCAAGAAUUUUCUGAGUAGUAUCCUUAGCCACGGGAACCUGUUGCCACAGUACCUGUGUGAAGCCAUGUUGAUCCUGGGCAAGCUGCACUACAUGGAAGGCUCGUACCGGGACGCCAUCAGCAUGUAUGCACGGGCCGGGAUCGACGACAUGUCGGUGGAGAACAAGCCCCUCUACCAGAUGCGGCUGCUGUCAGAGGCCUUUGUCAUCAAAGGCCUCUCCCUGGAACGCCUACCCAACUCCAUCGCUUCCUCCAACCGCCUGACUGAGAGGGAGGAAGAAGUGAUCACCUGCUUUGAGAGGGCCUCUUGGAUCGCUCAGGUGUUUCUGCAGGAAUUGGAGAAGACCGCCAAUAACACCACAUCAAGGCAUCUGAAAGGCUCUCACUCGGUUGACUACGAGCUCACCUACUUCCUGGAAGCUGCCCUCCAGAGUGCUUACGUGACCAACCUGAAGAAGGGAAACAUCGUGAAAGGAAUGAGAGAGCUCCGGGAGGUCCUACGGAUGGUGGAGACCAAAGCAACUCAGAACUUCAAAGUGAUGGCUGCUAAGCACCUGGCGGGGGUCCUGCUUCACUCCCUGAGCGAGGAGUGCUACUGGAACCCCCUGUCCCACCCUCUGCCCGAGUUCAUGAGCAAGGAGGAGAACACCUUCAUCACGCAGGCCCUGCGGAAACCUCAGCUCUACGAAGGAGACAACCUCUAUUGCCCGAAGGACAACAUCGAGGAAGCGCUCCUGCUCCUCCUCAUCAGUGAGUCCAUGGCAACUCGGGAUGUGGUGCUGAGCCGGAUGCCGGAGCAGAAGGAGGACCGGACAGUGAGCCUGCAGAACGCGGCAGCCAUCUACGACCUGCUGAGCAUCACGCUGGGCAGGAGGGGCCAGUACAUCAUGCUGUCAGAGUGCCUGGAGCGAGCCAUGAACUUUGCAUUUGGAGAGUUUCACCUUUGGUACCAAGUGGCCCUCUCCAUGGUGGCUUGCGGGAAGUCAGCCUAUGCCGUGUCACUGCUUCGAGAGUGCGUGAAGCUGCGGCCCUCGGACCCUACCGUGCCCCUGAUGGCCGCCAAGGUCUGCAUCGGGUCUCUGCACUGGCUGGAGGAGGCUGAGCACUUUGCCAACAUGGUGAUCGGCCUCGGUGAGGAUGCUGGGGAGUUCCUCCCCAAGGGCUACCUGGCGCUGGGUCUCACCUACAGCCUGCAGGCCACCGACGCAACCCUGAAAUCCAAGCAAGAUGAAUUGCACAGGAAAGCGCUGCAGACGCUAGAGAGAGCCCAGCAGCUGGCGCCUGACGACCCCCAGGUCACCCUUUACAUCUCCCUGCAGCUGGCCCUCGUCCGACAGAUCCCUAGCGCCAUGGAGCAGCUGCAGGAGACCCUCAAAGUGUGCCGGGAUGAUGCCAGCGCCCUCCACCUGCUGGCACUCCUCUUCUCGGCCCAGAAACACUACCAGCAUGCCCUGGACGUCAUCAACAUGGCCAUCACUGAGUACCCCGAGAACUUCAACCUGAUGUUCACCAAGGUGAAGCUGGAGCAGGUGCUGAAAGGCCCGGAGGAAGCCCUCGUGACCUGCAGACAAAUGCUACGGCUGUGGCAGAGUCUCUACAGCUUCUCCCAGCUGGGCGGCCUGGAGAAGGACAGCAGCUUUGGCGAGGGCCUCACCCUGAAGAAGCAGAGUGGCAUGCACCUGACUCUGCCUGACGCCCAUGAGGCUGACUCCGGCUCUCGACGGGCAUCGUCCAUCGCGGCCUCCCGACUGGAGGAGGCCAUGUCGGAGCUGACCAUGCCCAGCUUAGUCCUGAAGCAAGGCCCCAUGCAGCUGUGGACCACGCUGGAACAGAUCUGGCUGCAGGCUGCUGAGCUGUUCAUGGACCAGCAGCACCUCAAGGAAGCAGGCUUCUGCAUCCAGGAGGCGGCGGGCCUCUUCCCCACCUCACACUCGGUGCUCUACAUGCGGGGCCGCUUGGCCGAGUUGAAGGGCAGUUUGGAGGAGGCCGAGCAACUGUACAAGGAGGCACUCACGGUGAACCCCGACGGCGUACGCAUCAUGCACAGCCUCGGCCUGAUGCUGAGUCGGCUGGGUCGCAAGAGCCUGGCCCAGAAGGUGCUGCGGGACGCUGUGGAGAGGCAGAGCACCUGCCACGAGGCCUGGCAGGGCCUGGGUGAGGUGCUGCAGGCCCAGGGCCAGAGCGAGGCUGCCGUCGACUGCUUCCUCACCGCCCUCGAGCUGGAGGCCAGCAGCCCCGUCCUGCCCUUCUCCAUCAUCCCCAGAGAGCUCUGACAUCCCGCUGCAGCAAAGGGAGGGAAGGAGCUGCUGGUGCGUGGGCGGGCAGACUGACAGGCGCAGGGAGCACGGUCAGGGGACAGUGGCCCCUCAGGUGGUGGGCCUCAGGGAAAUACAUCUCUAGCAAACACCUGCAGGCUGCAGCCCGGGUUCUCCUGGUCUCCCGUCUCUGCUUUCCUCCAGAGCCAACUGGGCCUGGGAGCCACUCAUCUGGGUGAGGCUGGGUGGAAAGAUUUGCAUCAAAAGCAAAUCCCUUGCUCCUUGGAACUCAGCCAUCCCUGGCGUCUCUGGGCGAGGAAGUGCCCAGGAAGCCACAUCUCCACAGGCCCCUCCCUGCAUGCACACUAAGGGUCUGUGUGCCUUGGGUACCUCCCCCCAACAUCCCUGACACUGGGAUUCCCCAGCUUUGCAGAAGCUUUAGCCUCAAAGCUCAGCUCUCUGCUAUCCAACACCAAAGAUGAACCCCGCAAGCUGCCCUCUGUAUGGGCCAAGAGGAUUUUUCAGGCUCUUCCUGGGUGCCUUGGGAGACGGUCUGGCUUGAACCCUAAAGUGACUUUGUAGAGUUGUGGUGACUGGACUGACUCCACCAGAACCAGGAGCUCAAGCAGGGGAGCCUCAUGGCUGUGCUCGGUCCCCGCGCCACGCCUCCAAACCUUGGGGUCUAUGAGCCCACAGAGUGGCUGUCCCUUCCCAGCCUCAGGAUAGUGGCAGGGUUUUUAUUGCUCUCAGGUCUUGCCCAGGGUGCUGAGAGCUUGAGGAAUGUGGGGCAAGGGGGAGGAGGAUGCACUCUUUGGGUACCUGUCCCCGACUCUCAGUUACUGGAUGAUGUCCAGAGAUACCCCCUUUGCCCCAUGAGGCCAGUUGGGCCUCAGUGUGUUCUUUCUCCUACCAAGUGCCUUUGGGGUCUUGUGUCUGGCCAGGGGCACCAAGCGCUGACCCUAACUAACCCUUCCAUUUCAUCUACCCCCAGCUCCCCAGCCCAAGCUGCCCCCUCAGGCCUUAGGCCAGUGGCCCCUCAAGGAGUAAUGUCUGUGGAGGUGACAGUCGUUAAGACUCUCCUGGCUACAUCCCACCACCCACAGCCCAUUUAUUACCUCAGGCUUAAUUGGGUGACCUGGUCUCACCCUGGCCAUUGGGUUCCCCUGCCUGGGGCCUCACAGGAUCCAGGGUUAGAGACCCAUGGAGGGAACAGCACCCCAGCCCCUGCUCUCUGGGGUUGAGCAGGUACCUGUGCUUCAGAGAGACCCCUGUCUGCAGGGCUAGGAGGGCUGGCGGGCAGGUAUCGGCCCUGCUGGGUGGUGCCCUGGAGGCCUAUCGGGGAAUUCUUUUUUUAUCUGCAUUUUGGGGUUUUUUUGGGUUUUAGUUUUAAAAGCUCAUCAGAUACAGCGUCUUGUUUUAAGAUCCAGGGAAAGGUUGGGUGGGGGCUGCCUGGUUUGUCAGAGCCCCGUCUAUUUCUCAGAAGGAAAGCACUGGCGGAGACCCACCCUCCGGGCCUCACCAGCCCAGCACUGCGCAGCGAGGUACAUCUGAGCAGAGCCCGCACCUCCUCGCCUGCUCAGGCCCAGUGAGGCGCCGCGCGGGACACUGGGCAUUCCCCUCUUGGUUGAAGGCUGUCUGUAUAUCUGUGUGUGUAUAUAAAUAUAUAUAUAUAUAUGAUAGAAAUAUAUUUUUAUUCUGGAAUUCUGUUAGGAAAAACAUAAACAAGGAAAAGCAAAUGCUAUCGAUUUGCCUUGGGGUGCCCAGAAAAGGCACCGACCGAAUGCACUUCAACUCUAAGCGUUCCCACGCGGGAAGCCAUAGAGGGCCCAGCCAAGUUGCUGACAGUGUCUUUGCAGGUUGAAUAAAAAGACCCUUGAAAGGGAAGCAGGUCCUGAUGUCUGUGUAUUCA